CGCUUUAGCGCCCUGCCCGCCGCCGCCAUGCAUUGUGGGGCGGCAGCAGCAGAGCCAAGAUGGCGGCCAGCAGGAGGCUGAUGAAGGAGCUUGAAGAAAUCCGCAAGUGUGGAAUGAAAAACUUCCGUAAUAUCCAGGUUGAUGAAGCUAAUUUAUUGACCUGGCAAGGGCUUAUUGUUCCUGACAAUCCUCCAUAUGACAAAGGAGCCUUCAGAAUCGAAAUCAACUUCCCAGCAGAAUAUCCAUUCAAACCUCCCAAGAUUACAUUUAAAACAAAGAUCUAUCACCCUAACAUCGAUGAAAAGGGGCAGGUUUGUCUGCCAGUAAUUAGUGCUGAAAACUGGAAGCCAGCAACCAAAACUGACCAAGUAAUCCAGUCCCUCAUAGCACUGGUGAAUGAUCCACAGCCCGAGCAUCCCCUCCGGGCUGACCUAGCUGAAGAAUACUCUAAGGACCGUAAAAAAUUCUGUAAGAAUGCUGAAGAGUUUACAAAGAAAUAUGGUGAAAAGCGACCAGUGGACUAAAAUCUGACACGAUUGAUGUCAGCAACGUACGAUAGAAGAUCGGAGCAGUGCAUUUGAGACACCCCGUAAAGCAGGACUCUAUGGAAAAUUGACAAGUGCCACCUUUCGGUGUUAACUUGUGGCUGUUACUAACUUUCUACAGUUUUCUUAAUCAAAAGUGGGCUAGGUAACCUGUAAAGAAAGGAUUAAAAUUUAAGAUGUUCUAGUUCUGCUUUCUUUGUUUAAAAAUCACUGCUUCAAUAUACUUUAAAGUAUGCUGUUUUCUUUUUCUUGUCAGAAUUUAUCAAAAAUAUCUUAGACUUAUAUUCUGCCCUUAAAUUGAAAAGGUUGUGGCUGUCAUUUCUUAUUUUCCCUUGCAGUUCCUGCUCUCUUGGAUUCGUUUAAUUCCUCAUUGAGUUUUAGCCCCUUCCCCCCAAACUGAUGUCUUAGAAAAAAAAAUACCCCAGUUCUGGCAGAACGUGAUUGAGUGUUUGGCAGUUUUGUUUACUUUUCUUUCUAAAUGUUGCACUGUGCUUGGUGGGACUUCUUGCAAGUUCCCCUUCAGUUUGUAACAUAAUAAACAAACAAAAAGAAAACCCUCCAAACCAACCUCACAAAACCAAUCAGAAAUAAUGUCCAGGUCUCAUGUAAAUCUGGCUGAUGUUACCACAAAACAUUUAUUAAACGGGGAAACCCAACCUUUGUGUGUGUCAUUGAGUUCCAGUGUGGCUUAUGUCCUGCUUUUGGAAGACUCUGUGGGGAAAAAAAUUCUGUAGCAAACUAGCAGUGGAAUGUGAUUAUAAACUUCUUUCACUUCUGUUGUUCCUGCCUGGGCAGAGUAGCCAGGAAAAUGUGCACAGGACAACACUGCAACCAGUUGAGAAGAGUGUCAGAACCCGGGGACCAAGAGGUACCAAAGUCAUCAACUGUUUUUUUGGGUUUUUUUUAGUUAAACUGGUCUGGAAAUGUUAAUCUUGAAUUCAAAUACUAAAUCUGACAGCACUGCUAGUCAUCUUAGGACAUUUUUUCCAUCAGAAUAUUUUAAGAACCAUCUGUGUUCCAUGGGAGGGCACUUGUGCUCCUUCCCAGCUCGAUUGCUGUACAGUCCUUAGUGAAAAUGGGAUGAGACAGUGUGAAGCAAUAACCUGUCCAAGAGAACGCUGGGCUGCUGCAGCUCCUGGGCUACAAACAGGUCAGAUGAUUUAAUGAGGGCUUCAUGUCUCAUUCUGUCAUUCUAACUUGACCAGGCAGAGCUGUUUCCUGCUGCUCCAGGGCACACCUGUGCAUGCUGAAGGAAGCCCUUUCUGCUCCAAAUUGAGCCUCCUUGGCUGGGUGUCUAUUGCCUCUCCUGCCUGCCCGCUGCUUUCCCUGAUCUAAAGUGUGAUCAUGGCUCCAGUUAAACUGCCACACAGUCAAACUGCCGCCCCUUCCCUGCCUGCCCAACUUGGGUGUGUGAUUGAACAAACGUUUCUCUCCAGAAAUCUGUAGGUAUCUGGGAGCACAUAUCAUUUUGAUGUGCAGGAAGUUUGAGUUAGAAAACUCUCCCACCCAGAUGGUUGUUCUCCUCAGUUUGAUUUUAAUGCAGCCUCUGCCUUUGCAACCUUUCAGAACUAGUGUGUGAGCAGUAGGUCUCUUUUGGUUUUAAUGUCUUGUAUAUUUGCUGUAUCUUCAUCCCUCUCAUCUGGCUUUCACUUCUGAUUUAGUGUAAACAAUGACAGCCCAGUACCUCACCUCUGUUGAAAGUAAUUUUUUUUAUAAGUUAGGGAGCUAAGAAAUUUUAUGUUUAAGUGUUCUUAGACAGAUUCUUUGGCAGGUAAAUAAAGUUCAACCACUUUCACCUUAUUUACGGAAACUUGCAUUUCCCAGGUGUUUUCAGGCUUGUGAGAGCACUGUCUGUUACCAAAUUUCACAUCUUUGUGUCUUCAUUUGCAGAAAGUUGGUACUGAUUUUGUUUCAUUCACGCUCACUCAAGAUUCAUAAUAAAAUAAUGCCAAAUUAUCUGUCAA
Molecule: messenger RNA, 2509 nt
Organism: Colius striatus (speckled mousebird)
Lineage: Eukaryota; Metazoa; Chordata; Aves; Coliiformes; Coliidae
Gene: UBE2L3
Product: ubiquitin conjugating enzyme E2 L3
Exons: 4
Coding region: 60-524 (154 amino acids)
Source: RefSeq, a predicted model, not a curated record